This is a messenger RNA of Lemur catta (Ring-tailed lemur), 3366 nucleotides long. RefSeq names its product family with sequence similarity 107 member A (gene FAM107A). Gene Ontology annotation, cellular component: stress fiber; neuron projection; synapse. The transcript has 4 exons. Bases 496 to 930 code for a protein of 144 amino acids. Gene Ontology annotation, biological process: regulation of actin cytoskeleton organization; actin filament polymerization; actin filament bundle assembly. The record is from RefSeq and is a predicted model, not a curated record. NCBI's taxonomy places the organism in Eukaryota, Metazoa, Chordata, Mammalia, Primates, Lemuridae.
CCAAGAGCCGUUUCUCCUGCGGAAUUCGUCACUGCAGCAGGAAGCCCGGCUUCCCCUUCCAUGGGGAAAGGGCCGGAACCCACUCCUGCCUGACCCUCCCGUUAGAAACAGGGGAAAUUCCUCUACAUGAGCCGCCUCGCUCCGGACAAAGCUUGGCAUGUUUCUUAUUCCCCAUCAGUCUGACAAAAUAGGUACUUAUUUGUGCCUCUCAAGCAUGUGGCUUGGACAUGGUGUUCCGCAUCGUGGAAGUGGCCGUGCACCAAGUGAAAUAUCCGUUACUAUAGUAACAGUUCCUUUUUAUUGAUACCAGAAUAAACAGGAAUGCAAAGUCUGUCUCACUUGUUGGCACAUUUCAGCUGCCUCCCAUCCCCAGGGGUUUAAGAACCGCCCUUUGGAGGCGGCCCUCCUUGCUAGUCUGGGACUUCCCGGAGGAGUGAAGAACCCAGCUACGCGGCUCCUGACUUCCCUUCCCAGGGACGCGGCCCAAGAACUGCCAUGUACUCGGAAAUCCAGAGGGAGCGCGCGGACAUCGGGGGGCUGAUGGCCCGGCCGGAAUACAGAGAGUGGAACCCGGAGCUCAUCAAGCCCAAGAAGCUGGUGAACCCCGUGAAGGCCUCCCGGAGCCACCAGGAGCUGCACCGGGAGCUGCUCAUGAACCACAGAAGGGGCCUGGGUGUGGACAACAAGCCGGAGCUGCAGCGUGUCCUAGAGCACCGCCGCCGGAACCAGCUCAUCAAGAAGAAGAAGGAGGAGAUGGAGGCCAAGAGGCUGCAGUGCCCCUUUGAGCAGGAGCUGCUGAGGCGACAGCAGCGGCUGAACCAGCUGGAAAAGCCGCCGGAAAAGGAAGAGGACCAUGCCCCCGAGUUUAUUAAAGUCAGGGAAAACCUGCGGAGAAUCGCCACGCUGCCAAGCGAAGAGAGGGCGCUGUAGGUGUAGGGUUGGCUGCUGGGCCCCGCUGCGCCCACCUGGCCGGGACACCCUCCACCAGCCCCUCAGUACCUGGCAGCCCGGGGACCCGGCCUCGGGGCAUCUGUCACCUUCCCACCCACUCCCAUAAAAAUGUGUUGCCCCAGAGGCCCCGCUUUCUGUAAACGCCUAGGCUUUUCCUUCUGAGCACCCAGCCCUCCUGCCCCACCAGGAAGCCAGCCCAGAAAAACCUUCACCAAGGCGCCGCCCCCCCCAGGGGUUGCUGAGCCCAGCAGGGGAGGAUUUUCUGGCAGAACUGGGAAGGAGGGACAGGCGGCCCUCUGGCUUGACAAACCCUCCAUCCUGCCCAGGCCUCCCCACCAGGAACCUCUGAGGCUCCCCAGGGUCCUGCUUCUCAGAGCAGCGUGGCUCCUGGGUCUCAGAGAAGUCUCUCCCUCCCUCCCCUCACCUGUGGUGUCACCUGCAGCCAGCAGAGCUUAACUUCAAGGACACCUGCCCCAAAAGCCCCUGAGGGGAGGUUGGGCCCGCAGCCCCCAGGCAUGAGAGGUGGGAACGGUGAUGACACAGCAUGUUAGGGUUUGCCAGGCUUUCCCCCCACACCCCCGCUUUGCUUUUCUCCCCCACACAGCCCUCCCUGUCGGGGCCUUGUAACAGGCCUGGCCAGGGCUGCAGUGUUGCUGUGCCCGGAACUCCGCAGCAGUGCUUCCCAAGCUUUAUUGUGCAUACAAAUCCCUGGGGACCCGGUUAAAACUCAACUUCUGAUUCGGUAGAUUUGGGGUGAGGGCCGAGAUUCUGCAUUUCUGACAAGCUGAGGCCCGCGCUGUGAGCAGCAGGGCUGGAGCAGCCAGGGAUGACACGUAUUGGAAAUACCAUCCCUGAAGCCAUCACUGUCCCCCAGCUCCUGUGGAUCUCUGCCCUGGGGGUUCCCACCCCACAGACCUGGUCCCACCCCUGCUCUGUAGGCCCAGGUACCCUUCAUUCAUUUUUCACCCCACCCCCAAGGACUCCCAUCCAGGAAGCCUUCGGCCCAGCAAAUCGUGUUGGUUGUGUGAUUGUCAUUUUUACUAGAGAUGUAUAGAAUUGCCAAUCUGCAUUUCUUACCAGUGUCACCACACUGCUAAUGAUGCAAUUCCAGCCAAAAAACAGAAAAAGAAAAAAAAAUUUUUUUUAACCUUUUCCUACAGCCUUAGAGAACACAAAUACACAAUGAUUUCCAGGAGGCUUCUGGAAAUAGAAACAGUGGUUAGAAAACCCCACUGCCACCUUUAAGGACUGGCCCCUUGGAGUCAGCGUUUCCAGCCUCUGUCACCUAAGGCCCACCCCCGCCCCGGGCCGGCUCCGAUGAAUUCACCCAGUUUCCUUCCUCAAAAGCCCUUCCUGUGCGAGGCUCAAAUAUUUUAACCUUUUGCUCCUAUCCCAUUUUUAAAGAUUUAGAGAAUAAACCCAGCCUGUUUCUUUCCCCCUGAAGACUAAAGUCCCUACCUCUGGCUUCUCAAGCCCAUCAUUCAGGGUGACGGCAGUGCUAUAAAAGCAUCUCCUUUCACUCCCCCAAAACUGCCAGAAAGAGCUGCCGCGGGGCUGCCCUUUGAUUCCCGGGAGCAACGGUGGGACCAACAGAGGAAAGGACUCAUCCUGGUCUGACUCCUAACUGGGUGGUUCGGGUGACUGAAGAUGUCGUCCUUCCCCCGUGUGUGGUGCCAGCGCAGGGUGUGAAUGUAGACUGUCAGCCUGCGUGUGUGUCUGUGUGUCUGUGUGUCUGUGUGUGUGUGUGAAGUCGAGCGCUCAAUGGCUCCUGACGGUCCAGACUGGCGGCGUCUUGGCGAGAACGUGCUAGUGCUGUUUUCAGUGCCUGCCAGGUGCGGGUUAUGGGAAAGACGCACGACAGAGAAGCAAGACAGGGCGUCUCAGAUGGAGUAGGACCCUCCAAGGGCGCGUUGGGGCUUCACCCAGUGGGCCCCAGAGGUUCUCCAUGGAGGCGACAGGUCAUGGAGAAGAAGCCCCAGAAGUAGGAGAGACCGUGGCAGACGCCCUUGGUUCACUCUCCGGUGGUCAGUCUCAACUCCAUCUCUCCAUCUCUCUCCUCCCACCGAGUUGGCCGUCCGGCCAGAUUCUUGCUGUUCUGCCUCCUUUCUAGCUUGGGAUGACCAUGUGACCAGGUAUGGCCAAUGAAAUUGAAGAGGAAGUCUACAGGGGAUUCUAGGAAAGCUUAGGCUUUUCAGAUAAAACACAUCAACAUGGCUAAGAUCUCUCUGCCCCUCCUUUCUUCCUGCCUUGAUUGAGGAUGUGAUGCCUGGAGCUAUAGCAGCCAUCUUGCUAUUAUGAGGAAAAAGGCCAAGAAAGUCACAGAGACAUUGACCCUAUCGUUAUUUGACCAAGCCAAUGCCAGCAUGCAUCCUUCUUCAGAAUUCCUGUAAAUAAAAUAAAUCUCUCUUUGUUUAA